AGCAGGUUACGGUUUGCUUUGGGUAAACUGAAAAAAAAGGCUGCUUGUCAACUCUGGAUCUCCUGUGUGCUGAGACUCACCUGACUUGAAAGCACGAGACAGGAGAAGGAGAAGAGGUUAAAUUAGUUGGAGCGUUAAAGUAUGCCAAGAUCAUGAAAUUUACUUUUUUGGCUGGUGGUGGACCACGGUGAAUUGACAAAACAUUUUUGAUCACUUUGACUUUUCACCAACUGGAAGCAGCCCAAUACGACAACAUGUGGAAAUACGGCAUCAACCCUCCCAAAGACGAACCCAUUCUAACUGAUCAGGAUCCUCCUACGGUUGAUGCCGGUGAUGAGAAUCCAGAGCGCGGUAACUGGACCAACAAGACCGAGUACAUGCUCUCUUUGACCGGUUACGCCAUCGGUCUGGGAAAUAUAUGGAGAUUUUCAUAUUUAACCUACAAACACGGCGGGGGUGCCUUUGUCAUGGCCUAUUUCAUUAUAUUGGUUUUGUUCGGGAUUCCUCAUUACUUCCUGGAAAGCGCCAUUGGUCAGUUCUCCAGUCAAGGCCCAGUCAACGUAUGGAGAGCACUGCCCCUACUUCAGGGUGUCGGCGUUGGAAUGAGCUUUGCAAGCGGCUUGUUCUCAAUAUACUACAACGUCAUUGUGUCCUAUGGUUUGUUCUACCUGUUCGCCUCCUUCCAGUUUCCGCUGCCGUGGGCCAUGUGCCAAAGUUGGAGCGAUGAACACUGCAGCGACACACCUUUAGUUUAUUGCAAUACAAGUGGUGCUUUCGCAGCCAACUGGACUCUGGAAAACAGAACUUGUGCUCCAUCUGACAAGAUGAGACUUGGCGUGCAGAGCCCCAGUGAGCAGUACUGGGAUCGAGUGGCUCUGCAAAGAUCGAGUAGUGUUGAGGAGACAGGUCCAAUCGUUUGGCACUUGGCUCUGUGUUUAUUGCUGUGCUCCACCGUGACUGCUUUAGUCCUCAUCAAAGGAAUCAAGUCAUCAGGAAAAGUUAUGUAUUUCACCUCCUUGUUCCCGUAUGUGGCGCUUGUGAUCCUGCUGAUCAGAGGCAUGACACUGGAAGGAGCCAGAGAUGGAAUAAAUUUCUACAUUGGUGCUCAAACUAACCUCACUAAAUUAAUGGAAGCAGAGUUGUGGAAGGACGCCGCAGCUCAGACUACGUUUUCGCUCGGGAUUGCUACUGGCGGACUUGUGACUCUUGCUUCUUAUGGCAAGUUCCACAACAACAUGUUCAUCGACUCAGUGGCCAUUUGCUUCGUCAACUACGCGACAAGUAUUUUAGCAGGCUGUACCAUCUUUUCCGUUUUGGGUUACAUGUCCCACAGCUACCAAGUUCCUAUUGGAGAAGUGGUGAAAGAUGGAUUCGGCCUGGCAUUCAUUGUCUACGCAGAAGCUGUGACCAAGCUUCCCAUUUCCAGUCUUUGGUCAAUCCUCUUCUUUUUCAUGAUAUUCAUUGUUGGCCUUGACACUCAGUUCACAAAUAUUGAGGUGGUCUCCACCACCAUCAUUGAUGCCUUCCCUAAAUAUAAACGGUCCUAUAUAAGUGUUGGCUGUUCCAUGAUCACCUUCUUAUUAGGCCUGCCGUUAGUCACCAAGGCAGGAAUAUACUGGUUGACGCUAAUGGAUGACUUCAUUUCCACCUGGCCAAUUUUGAUUUUGGCUCUGAUGGAGAUCAUCACUUUCUGCUACAUAUAUGGUUUGAACCGAUUCAUUGAGGACAUUGAGAUGAUGCUCGGGAAAAAGAGUUUCUGGUUCUGGCUGUGGUGGAGAGCAUGUUGGUUCGUUAUCAGCCCAUGCAUCCUGUUGGGCAUCCUGGUGUGGUCUCUGAUGUCGUUUGAGCCCCCCAACUAUGGAGGAGUAGAACUCUCAGCUUGGGCAGUGGCUUUGGGUUGGUGCCUCCCUGCUCUCGUACUCAUAUGGAUUCCCAUCAUUGCUGUUUAUAAGAUGAGCAGAGCCGAAGGAAACCUUUGGAAGCGCCUGAAGUCAACGUGCUCCCCAUCGGAAGACUGGUGCCCUUUCCUGGACAUCCAUCGAGGAGAGCGCUACUCAAAGGAGCGCUGCCAAAAGAAAAGAGAACAAAAAGCAGAAGAUCACGAACAAAUGCCGAUGCCAGUGUUCAGUGGUUUGUGACAAUGUGGAAAGCAAAUGACUCAAGAGUUUGAAAAGUGCAGCUUCAUUCAAAAAUCAUCAUUACAUCAGAUAUCAUGCGGUGAAAUAAAAUCAACAAUAA
This is a messenger RNA of Hippocampus zosterae (dwarf seahorse), 2238 nucleotides long. RefSeq names its product solute carrier family 6 member 14 (gene slc6a14). Gene Ontology annotation, molecular function: L-proline transmembrane transporter activity. Gene Ontology annotation, cellular component: membrane. Gene Ontology annotation, biological process: sodium ion transmembrane transport. NCBI's taxonomy places the organism in Eukaryota, Metazoa, Chordata, Actinopteri, Syngnathiformes, Syngnathidae. The transcript has 15 exons. The record is from RefSeq and is a predicted model, not a curated record. Bases 255 to 2138 code for a protein of 627 amino acids.